AUGUCAAUAGCGGAAGUUUCUAAAGCAUCAGAUCUCAUUGAUUUUCUAGUAAACCAAGGCAACGAAGUAAAGGGUCUUUCCCAAAUUGGUCUCAAGAACGUACCUGAAAAAUUCAUUCAACCCCAAGAAGAAAGACUAGAUUUUACCCAAAUAGUCUCCUCAGAGUCCAUACCCAUAAUUGAUCUCUCAAAUUGUGAUGACCCAAAAGUUGCAGAAUCAAUAUGUGAUGCAGCAGAGAAGUGGGGUUUCUUUCAGAUCAUAAAUCAUGGUAUUCCUGUUGAAGUUCUUGAGAAUGUGUUAGAAGCUGGACAUAAGUUCUUUGAGUUGCCUGUUGAGGAAAGAAGGAAGUAUUUGAAAGAGAAUUCACCUACUCACACUGUGCAGUUGAAGACCAGCUUUAGCCCUUUGGCUGAGAAGGUUUUGGAGUGGAAAGAUUACCUUUUUCAUAUCUAUGAUUCUGAGGAUGAGAGCAGCACUAUGUUGUGGCCUGCUGUUUCCAAGUAA
This is a messenger RNA of Nicotiana tabacum (common tobacco), 504 nucleotides long. The record is from RefSeq and is a predicted model, not a curated record. Lineage: Eukaryota; Viridiplantae; Streptophyta; Magnoliopsida; Solanales; Solanaceae.